GGAAUGUUUCAUCAAAUACUUCCUCUUUACAUCGACAGGCCAAAAGAAAUUCCGUCAAGAACAACAAGCAGGCCAGAAAGCAAUAAGCUCCAGAGACGGAAGAGAACACUGUGUACAAGAAGGCACUCCAUCAAGUCCGAUUUUAAGCACAACUUCGACGCGAAGAGCAGAAAACAACAAUGCCUCCCAAAUCCAUCACAACCCUCAGCAUACUCCCACUCGCCAUGUCCCAAACAACCACUCUCCAAGUUCCCUUCUACGGCUACGACACCUUCUCCAUCGACGCCUCCGUCCUCGGCGUCCAAGACUCCCUCACAACAAUGACCCUCGCCUGCCCCAGCUCCGCCGAAGAAUGCGGUCUCUUCCCAACCCAAAUCUUGACCUACGGCCCCUCAAGCUACCGCAUGACAAUGGGCGCAGAUGCAGAUUUCACUGGGUAUCAAGACUGCAACGUCGCGCAAUCAGUUUGUACGGAAAGUGCUGGGGGACCAGGAGCGAAUUUCCCGGGAAUGAGCACGACGACUUAUGAUGAUGCGGAGACUUUUGCUGUUACUGUUACGUGGGGUGUGGAGAAGUUGAGUGGAGGUGGAGGGGCGGCGGAGACGGGGGCGGGGACGAUGAGUGCUUCGGCGGGAGCGAGUGAGACGACGACGGCGAGUGUGACGCUUAUCACGGGGACUUCGGGGGCAAGUGGGAUGGGAACUGCGAGUAGGACGCAGAGUGCGGCAGCCGAGACGUCGAGUGGAACUGCUUCAGGUAUGGUGGUUGCGCAAGGUGGUGUUGUGGGGUCGGUUUUUGCGAUGAUUGCCUUACUACUGUGAGGUCGCCGUUCUUCACUGUAGUCGCUCUGAUGACCACUCGUAACCUCUUCCCUCGACUUCUGGUCGCUUGUGCGCUUGGUGUACCUUGUAUGCCAUGAGGAAUCGCUGCCAAUGCCAAUGCCCUUACCACUGCCGCCACUCUCGCCGCUUUUCGCUUUCGCACCAGUAAAAACUUGACAACUUACCUGGUGUUGGACUCACGUCCGAAAUACUUCUCCUCUGCGCUUGUGUCGAUGCAGCGGACCACGAUCGACCUCAGAGCCUCCAGAGCUUUCGGCAUCGGGGUACAGAUGAUGCGAGGAC
Molecule: messenger RNA, 1124 nt
Organism: Cercospora beticola
Lineage: Eukaryota; Fungi; Ascomycota; Dothideomycetes; Mycosphaerellales; Mycosphaerellaceae
Source: RefSeq, a predicted model, not a curated record